Messenger RNA from Carica papaya (papaya), 1671 nucleotides. The record is from RefSeq and is a predicted model, not a curated record. NCBI's taxonomy places the organism in Eukaryota, Viridiplantae, Streptophyta, Magnoliopsida, Brassicales, Caricaceae.
AUGGGCUGCAAAUGUUCCAAAGAUGAUUCUUUGGCUAUCCGACAUGGCUGCCAAGACCUACAAUGGAGGCCUCUGCAUAAAGGGUCAAGUGAGAGGAUCGAGAAUCAUGUAGUAGCAGCAGUAACAACGACAAGAGAAGAGAAGAAGCAAAAGCAAAUUAAAAGCAGGCAAUUAGGUGGCCAAGUUGGGAUCUUCGACACCUUAGGCUUCGAUAGGAUCCCCAAGGCUGUCAUAGGAGAGCUGGUCACAGCAGGUUGGCCUACUUGGCUGGCGAAUGUAGCAGGUGAAGCUAUCCGGGGAUGGAUUCCUCAAAGUCGAGACAAGUUUGAUUUGCAGAAUAAAAUUGGCCAUGGAUCUUAUAGUGUGGUUUACAAGGCUCGUGAUAUCGAACGUCACAAAUUCGUUGCUCUAAAGAGAAUAGAGUUAAAUCAUCUUGAUCCUCAAGGAAUCAAGUUUAUGGCAAGGGAAAUCCUUGUUCUAAGGAGGCUUGAUCAUCCAAAUAUUAUAAAAUUGGAAGGUGUAAUCACAUCCCAGAGUUCAGGCACCUUGUAUCUUAUUUUCGAGCACAUGGAUCAUGAUCUUUCCGAAAUUGCAUUGAUUUCUAACUUCAACUUCACAGAAUCCCAGAUCAAAUGCUAUACGCAGCAACUCCUAAAUGGACUUGAUCAUUGUCAUAGCCAAUUUGUUCUGCAUCGUGACAUAAAGUGUUCGAACCUCUUUAUUGGCAAAAAUGGUGUAUUGAAAAUUGGUGAUUUUGGGUUAGCAAGUUUAUAUGAUCCUCAAAAUCUUUUCCCGUUAACAAGCCAUGUUGUUACUCGUUGGUAUCGACCUCCGGAGUUGAUACUUAAAUCAUCUCAUUACGGAGGUGCUGUAGAUUUAUGGAGUAGCGGUUGCAUUCUUGCUGAAUUAUUUAUGGGGAGGCCUGUUUUUCCUGGAAAGUCAGAGAUUGAACAAUUGCAAAGAAUCUUCAAGCUUUGUGGGUCACCCCCAGAUGAGUAUUGGGACAAAUUCCCUCCAUCAAUGAAAGUGUUAAAAUCUGCAAAACAAUAUAAAAGAUGCAUUGUAGAAUACUGUAAACAUGUUCCUCCGGCAGCUGUAAGUCUUAUAGACACUUUUCUCUCCAUCGAUCCGGCUGGCCGAGGAACUGCAGCAUCUGCUCUCAACAGUGAGUUCUUUAUGGCAGAACCGCUUGCUUGUAAUUCUUCAAUCUUGCCUGAGUAUCCUUGGAGCGAAGACCCUCAUCCUAAGAGUAAAGAAAGAAGGAAAGGGAUCGACAGAUGCCAAACCGAACCUCCGGCAAUUUCAAUUCCUAGAGCAGAUGUUCCAUUCACCAAUUCAAAGCAGUUUGAUUUCUUCUUGCAGAAAGUGCUAAGCCAUCAACAGACAACUACAAAUUCUUUUCUUGAAGCUACCCAUAAAAAUAUUGAUAGGAAAUCUUCAUAUUUUCAUGGUGUUGAUAGCUACAAACUAGCUGAGGAAUUGAGGGAUUCUUCUUCCCUUUCUUCUACCACAAUUAACUCUGACCUGUCCUCCACUUAUCCAAGAAUCAUAAGCACUGAUCUUAGAUCAUUUCAUGUUCAAUCCAGUUUGAAACAGAUUCGAAAGCACUGCGAGCAGGAGAUCGUCACAUGUUCUCUUGAGAUAAGUAGUGGGAAAACCUCAACAGAUUAA